Molecule: messenger RNA, 1161 nt
Organism: Nelumbo nucifera (sacred lotus)
Lineage: Eukaryota; Viridiplantae; Streptophyta; Magnoliopsida; Proteales; Nelumbonaceae
Source: RefSeq, a predicted model, not a curated record
UCUUCCUGAGCUCCUGUCACUCACGAGUCGCGAAAUAUUCUCUGUCUCGGUUCAUUUCAUUUCAUCUCGAUCUGUGUUAAGUUAACCAUGGGGACCGCGGUUCUCCGCUCUCAAGAUUGCCUCAGAAGCCGCUUUCCUCCUCAAACGCUCGGCUCUCCUCCCAUCAGACCUCGGCGGAACCCUAACGCUAACUCUAACCCUAACGCUAUGCGUUCCGGCAGGCGAAAGCGCACUCCGUCGGGGUUCCAGGAGAAGGAGAGCGGAAGUAAUCGAUGCCGAUCGAGCGUUACGAAGCUUCCGACCAAAAAUCUCGUCAUGGGGCAAGUUACGAUCCUGAAACGCGGAGAGGAGUUGAAAUCUGUGACAACCUGUGAUGAUGAGAAGCAGGCGAAGAUCAAGAUUGAUAUCGAUUCGGCUUUAUGUUCGACAGAGCGGCUUGGUCCAGAGCCCGAGAUGGUUCCGAAACAGAUCCGUCUCACUGAUUCGAAGGUCGUCGAGGGUGUGUUUGCGGGAUCUGCGUUUCUCGCAUCUCCUCCCCCGAGUUCUCUUCCUUUCCCUGCCUUCUUCACCAAAAAGGGCGUUCCUAACAAAAAUGAAGUGGCGACGAUCGAUCUCCGUCAACUGCUGCGGCUAGAUCUGUCCUGAGUUAGGUCUAGGACGAUGUUUCUGGUCGGAGUUGGUGUCCUUAUGCCGGAUCUGUCACUCUGAAACUUUCGUUACUGUUGGUAGCUUCCCAUGUCGGUUUUCCUCUAUUUUUUCAACAGGAAUUCCGAAUGAUUGGAGCUUAACGAAGCUAUCGAAUGAAAAGUUGCAGUAUACCUUCUGCUUUCAUGGCGAUCAAGAUCGCUUGCACAAAUAUUAGGUAGAUUUUUCAUUUUGGCUUCAGCUUCUUAAAUAGGAAGGUAGGUUAGAGUUCCAUGUAUAGCUUAUGUAGUCCAGAUUUACCGAUGUAAUUCGCUGAUGUUCGAUCAAAAAAGAAAAUGGGGAUGCUGUUUGAUUUUAGUGUCAUGUGGUUUAGGUUCGUGCAGGUUUAUUGUAUCGGAGUUGCGUUUGGGGGGUGGGGGGGUUCUUUGUAUUUGAGAAGUCUCUUUUUGCCCCGUUCUGUUGUAGCUGCAAAGAUAGUGAAAUUGAAUAAAAGUUUAGUAAUUUGUCUCUUGUUUA